Molecule: messenger RNA, 3760 nt
Organism: Danaus plexippus (monarch butterfly)
Lineage: Eukaryota; Metazoa; Arthropoda; Insecta; Lepidoptera; Nymphalidae
Product: tRNA (34-2'-O)-methyltransferase regulator WDR6
Biological process (GO): tRNA methylation
Cellular component (GO): cytoplasm
Molecular function (GO): protein binding
Source: RefSeq, a predicted model, not a curated record
UCACAUACCCAUUGGCUAUUGCCUAUUAUUAUUAGUAAUUAGUAUUUUGAUUUUAGGUUGUAUAAAAUGUCAAAGUUAAAACUUGAAAGAUGAAUAAAUUCUUAUCAAUAAAUUUAUAACCUUUACGGUUUCGUAUUACUAUUAUUGUCUGUCGAUAACUACCUAUAAGAAUUAUAAGACAUACAUAUCUUCAUAAAUCACUAUGUCCACUCUAAUACGAACUGAUGUAACAUCAGUAAAAUUGUGUAAAGACAUUAUUUUAGCAGGUAUUGGUAGUUUCCUAUGCACAUUUUAUACUAAGAAUAGCAAACCAAUUCAGAAAAUUCAAGCAUUGAAUGGACAAAAGAUACAUGGACUUAUCCCUUCAAAGUGUCUCACAAAAUUACUUAUAUUUGGUGGAAAACAGUUUACAAUAUUUAAUGAAAUUGAAUCUAUAUUUAAAUCUCAAAUUGAUGCUGUGGUUUAUGAUGAUUGGAUUCACACAGCAAUUUGGUUGUCAGAGAACAAAGUAGCCCUCUUGAGUGCACAUAAUGUGGUGACGACUUGGGACAUUACAACUACAAAACUCCUACAGCAGCAUAUUAAUAAAGACAACUCUAUACUCUACAGUGGGUUACUUCAGCCACUACAACAUGACAUCCUGGUGUUUAGUGGUACUGUGUACUCACAGGUCAUCCUGCAAUGGUUUGGUGAUGAACAGCCUUUGCACUAUUUAAAAGGACAUAAGGGUGUCAUAUUCUCUAUAAGCUGUAACCUACAAAGAGGCAUUAUAGUUACCACCUCAGAUGAUAGAUCAGUGAAGAUUUGGUGUGUGACAUCCGUUCACUCCGACUAUAAUAUUAAAACUUACUGGCAAAAUGCUCAUAUAGAUUGUGUUCAUGAUCUGUAUGGUCACUUGGCACGGGUGAUGAGAAACACUCUUACUAAUUUAUACAUAAUAUCAGUGGGUGAAGACUCGGCUAUAUGCUUUUGGGAUUACAACGGGAACCUGUUGAAGAAAACUAUAUCCCAUAAAAACUCAUGCAUUUGGUCCUUAGAUGCUGAUGAAUCUAAUUUAGUCACUGGAGGGGGCGACUGUGGGAUAAUGAUGCAUCCCCUCUCAUCUGUAACUUACAAUAGUUAUGGUGAGGUCAUCAUCACCAGUGUCACACCAAAAAAAGUUCUCUUCACUGCUCGAAACAAUAUUGUCAUAACCACGGUUGGUAAUUUAAAUUAUUACAACUCUAACUUAAAUAAAAUACAAGAAAUUCGAUUAAAUCACACAUCUACCUACCAACUGGUCGGCCUGUCUUCAUGUAAACAACUUAUAGCGGUGGUCGACAUGGACGGUAACUUAGACAUAUUUAUGGAAAAUUGUAAAGGAGACCCAGGACUCAAGAAGAUUAUAGAAACGCGGCUGCACCUAGGAAAGAUUCUAUCGAUGCAGUGGGCUGGCAACAGACAUUUAGUUUUCUGUUCUGAAGGUGGCGUUAUUACAGUCGGAGCCUCCAAAGGAAAUACUAUCGAGAUCAUCGCUAACUACCUCCUACCGCCUUGCAAAGAAAGGUGGCUGACUGCCAGCGCCCUCCAUGACACCAAAGACACAUUGAUCGUAGGGGACCGAUGUGGACACAUACACUUGUAUGAGUGGCGACGACAACAACCAGCUUAUACCAUGAAAAGAGUUCACGGAAGAUACGGCCCUACCUCCAUCGAUAUAAGGAAUGAUAUCGUCAGAACGACCGGCAGAGACGGGACGGUCAGGUACUUGAAGAUUAUCAAUUCAGGAUUCAAGUAUAUGAGUUGUAAAGACUUGGAGUUCGAGUGGGUUGAAAAGUUUCUAGACGUACAAGGGAAGUACGUCUGCGGCUUCAGGGAGAGGAGUUUGGUCGUUUAUGAUGUAGAGAAUGAUCUGAAGGUAGUGGAUGUGUCGUGCGGAGGAGGGCACCGGUCAUGGGACGUUGUGCGGUAUAUCGAAAACAACGGCGGAUGUUACGAGGAGUGUCUCAGACUCAUGUUUGUAAAGAAUACGCAGGUCUAUGUCAACACGUUCCGGCUCCGCGACAUCGUGUCCACAGUUAUAUUGCCCGGGACACAUUCUAAGGAGAUAAACUGUUUGAGAACGUACCGCCGUCGUAACGACGACCCAGUCACGUGGUUCAUAACAGGAGGAGAGGACACCACACUGAGAGUGUCCACGUCAGAACAGGAAGCGGAGUUCUGGGACCGAGUGAUCUUCAGACAUCUGUCGAACGUACGGGCGUUGAAACUGUUGAGUGUGUCCCAUGACGAAGUGUUGGUGGUGUCGGCGGGAGGCAGGGCGCAAAUAUGUAUCAGAACCAUCGGCUUCGUUGAUAAGAAUGUAACGGCGGAGGAACUCAUUGACUAUCAGAUAAAAGGAACAGACAGGGAAAGAAGGGGAAACCAAAACUGGAGAAACUGUUCCGUAGACUUCGACCCGGAGACCAGGAUCAUGGAUGUGGAAGUGGACGAACUGAAUGAAGCUAAAGUCAUGAUAUACACGGCGUGCUCUGACGGUGAGGUCCGGGUCUUCGAGUGGAACAGACGCGGUGGACAGUUCACUAUGAUCCAGGAAGUCAGGCAUCACAAAACCUGUAUACUGACACUGAAAAUGUUUACAUGCUCUAAUAAAAAAAUAAUAACUACGUGCGGGACCCGAGGAGACGUGGCCUUUUGGGAGGUCAGCUCAGAGGACGGGACACUGGCGGAGGGACCGGCUCUCGUCCUCAGGACCAACGAAUCGGGGAUCAAUAGUGUCGACAUUAAAGUGACCGGAGGCUGUCAAUUCGUGUUGGCGACCGGCGGAGAUGAUAACGCUGUCCAUAUGAGCCUUGUGAGAGUGGGCGGAGACGGGGGCUGGGCGGCGGUGACGUCACACGCGUACCUGAACGCGCAUUGCUCACAAGUAACGGGACUGGCACUGGUCGAGGGUUUGUGUGUGACGACCGGCGUGGACCAGAGAGUGACCUCGGUCUCGUGGCGCCUGGAGGGAGAGGACAUAAAAACAGAGUUCAUCGACCAGAUGUACAGCGACGUCUCCGACAUCCACGGAAUGGAUGUCGUGCGGGACUCGGGAGACCGGCUCACAGUGUGCGUCUACGGUAAAGGUAUCCAAGUCAUCGAACUACUGAAACCGUAACCGUCUGUGGGACGACAGGCAGCGAGUCACCUGACCUGGCAGUUGGGACCGCUGAUAACUGAUAAUGUAUUACAUCUCACCGCACGUUAUCAGCCAAUCUCGAGUGCAUCCAGAAUGUACCGCGCUGCAUGCUCGAUAUUAAAUCUGUUUUGGAAAUUACAAGUUUUAAUAUUAUUUGGCUGUUUUCUGUAUUGUAAUUUAUUAUUGUAAUCUUCACGGACGAGACUUUCUAGCAGCAGACUCCUCUUCUUCUGUCUUCUUCUUAUGUCAGAGGCCCUCGUACAAUGCUAUACUAGCAUAUAUAAUAUGAUAAUGAUUAUACGAUGAGUUGUAAAUAACUAUUAACGAUGGCAUUAAACGAGAUCUGUCGGUUAAUGACGAGCAAACAAAUGUAACGCGAGGAUUAGAAGAAUUAAAGGAUCAUCGAGGAUGAGCUCAGACUAUACAGUAACAGGUACAGGCCGGUGCAGUCUGGGGCUAAUAUAUACAUUUAUAUAUAUUAUUAUUAUAUUUAUUUUUUGUAUAUUUCGCGGACGACCCGCUGCUAAGCGACCUAUUAAGAUAUGUUAUUUGUUUGAACUAAAAAAUAUAAAUUAAAAAAAAAACUGUAAUUUAAUUUUA